Molecule: messenger RNA, 1797 nt
Organism: Entamoeba invadens IP1
Lineage: Eukaryota; Evosea; Mastigamoebida; Endamoebidae
Exons: 1
Coding region: 1-1797 (598 amino acids)
Source: RefSeq, a predicted model, not a curated record
AUGUCAAGUAAUAACGUCUACGACUAUUUAAAAAGCUUUAUCCCAGGAGCUGAUGAAUGUUUUGUGACAUUAAAAGCUGCGGUAGAGGAACAUACGAACAAACCUAACCCAAUCGUCCCAACGAAUUUAGAGAAUACACCACCCGACGAGGCCAUUUCGAUUCUUAAUAAGUUUAUUGAGAAGACAAAAGACUAUGAGGGAAGUUACACUAAUUUUGCAAAAGAGAUUUCAAGGACGUUGGCGACAUUGGAAGACUUAACUGACUUAGUCAAUGCGCUUAAAGUCAAGUUCAAAGAAGACAUCGACGAAAUGACACAUUUGCGGAACACCGCGUUGAAGAUGAUAAUGGACAAAGAGAAACAACGAUAUGAGAAAGAACUCGAGACCAACUCAUUUCGAAAAGCGCGACUUCAAACGACGUUGACGACUAAAGAAAUUGAGUUGAAAAAAAGAAUGUCCCUUUCUUUCAUCCCAGAAGACCUUCUCGUGUCCUUUGAAAUCCCCGUGAAAGUCGAGAAGAAGGACCAAACAGAUAAAAUCGACAAAUCCGAGACUUUCGACGGGUUUUCGAAAAUCGAAACGGUGUUCGACGCUGUCGAGAAAGUCGAAAAACAGAAAUUGCAGACGUGUAAUGAUCGAGAGAAAGCAAAUGGCAUUCAAACGUUACAAGACGAGCAACAUGUACAUCACAAAGUCAAAUUACAACCGGCAAACAGUGCCCCGAAGUCUUCAAACUCAUCGAAAGAGCGGACUAUUAACAUCGAAAAUCCAUUCAAUCGCACAACACAAAUAGCAAAACCGGGCAGCUUCCCAGAGUAUUUCACUUUAUCGCAUUUAUCGACGGCAAUUUCGCAACGCGACGAAUCCGCAAAAUUCAAUCCAAAACUUCCGCAAAAAAUGAAUCAAACAGUUGUCAAGGAAACGGGUGGCUUGAUCGGGUCGUUGGACGCGAACUCGGCGCCCGCAUUCACCCCGCCGAAAGUUCGAAUUCACAAAACGGUCCAAUUCAACUCGGAAAAGAUAGUGAGACAAUUGACAGUCAACAACGCAAUCACUAUCGGCACGGGGCUCUCCGAAAUCAUUUGGAUCAAAGGAAAUGUUAUUGGAAAUGUUAUUGGGAAGAUCUUUGCGAUCAGUAAAGACGGCGUCUCUGAAAUAGUGUUUGGACAAAACGAAGUUCCGUUGCGGUGUAAUCAGAAGAACACAAAUUUCCCGGAAGGAACACUUUUUGAGACUGACGAGAACGAGUUGUUUGCGUACUCUGAGUCGGCUAACACGACGUGGAAGUUCUCGAAUGGCAACUUAAGUGUGUUGAAUGUGACGAAACCGAUAUUCCCGAAGAACAAAGACGACUUGUUAGAGAUCCCACUCCCAGACAAAAGUCUUGCAAAAGUGUCUUCCAAGCAGAAGCAGACGACUGCGCAGAUAGGGUUUUACUUCACCAAUGUCGACGUCAAAGCAAAGAACAUCUUUAAGACGAAGACCGUCGAUCGGAGUGCCUUAUGUUUCACGUCGAAAGGGUUAUUAGAAAUAGAUCCCACAAAGGUUGUGUGUGUAGAAACGAUACCUCCCUGUGUUGAUGCUGCUGUGACCACCCGUGGGGUCUUACUUGUUUCCAAGAAGAAAGUGUAUUGGGUCGACUUCGAGAAGAGUGAGUCGCUCUAUGUGAAUUUACACACCGACGACUUCUUUGAUAAGAACGCAGAAUACACGUCUUGUUUUGCAAAUGGCAGUGCGAUAAUGAUUGGUGAUAAUUUAGGAAGAGUGACCUUCUUUCGAGUAAAUGAGUUGUUUUAG